Messenger RNA from Girardinichthys multiradiatus, 1862 nucleotides. RefSeq lists its product as uncharacterized. Bases 46 to 1527 code for a protein of 493 amino acids. The record is from RefSeq and is a predicted model, not a curated record. The transcript is spliced from 11 exons. Lineage: Eukaryota; Metazoa; Chordata; Actinopteri; Cyprinodontiformes; Goodeidae.
UUUUCACUAUCUCUCAGUAGUUGUGCAGACAUCGACAUAGCCACCAUGAUGCUCUCUGUGCUGCUGCUGCUGCUGCUGGUCAGCGGUUCACAAGGUUCACAUUUUCUAGGUACUAUGAUGACCUACUAUCCAAAGGAAACUAAUGCAGACGGAUCAGUCUCAGUGAUUCUGCGCUAUAAGGUGAAUUUCGACUCAUGCUCAUACAAUGACCAGUGGGUCUGUGGUGGCAACUGUGGAAAUGAGACUCAGACGCUUGCAUUAACCAAAGUGGAGGAAGUAACCGGUGAAUGGUGUCAGAGUGAAGGAAUCAUAACUCGUCUGCUUCCCAACAACACUGGAUUUGAGACUGUGCUGGCUGGUGGAGGUUGGAUAAAUAACAUACAAAAUGGUGUUUCAUCUUGGAGAGCUGUUACUGACGUUGAACUGAGGAACCGGUCUGACAUCGGAAAACCCAACACAUCACCACAGACCACCAUCCUCCCAGCUCUGAGAGUUCCUUCAAACUGUCCGAGAAAUAUUGACCUGCUGGCCUUCGACCCAGAUGGAGAUACUGUUAAAUGCAGAUAUGGAAACACCUCAGAUUCAGAGUGUAACCCCUGCACACCGCCGUCCGUCCUCAGCCUCUCACCUUCUUGCUCUCUGUCAUUUAGCCCAACCAACAGCAGUACUGAGCUUCCAUACGCGGUCCAGUUGGUGAUGGAGGAUUUUCCCACACAGAGCAUCACUUUGACUCAAACUAAUGGUUUGCAGGAGGUCAAAACUACCAUUGACGCCAUCAGCAAGAUACCUUUACAGUUCGUUUUGAAAGUGGGCCUUCCAGUACCAUCCUGCACAGAUGGUCUCUAUCUGCCCAGAUUCCUGUCGCCAACUCCGGACAACAGAGCUCAGCUCUACAUCCCCGUCAAUCAGGCUCUGGAAAUCCCCAUCAGAGCAGAGGCGACCGCGUCUCAGUCAACCGAGCUCCUGUACAGUGGGCCGUACAAUGUGGUGAAGACUUCAUGGGGAUCAGGAAACUUCUCUCUGACGUGGAGGCCAUCUGUGACUGAAGCCGGACAGAGCCACCCCAUCUGUUUUGUCGCCCAAGCAAAUGUCUCCGGUACUUUCUAUCACUCUGACCUCAGAUGUGUUAUUGUGACGGUUGGAAACACAACUUUUAUUGAAGAUGCAAGUACAGCAGGCCCCCUCCUUACAACUACAACCCCAAUGACUCUACCAGCCACCCCACCUCUAGUUACAACCGUAGGGACUGUACCAGCCACCCCACCUCCAGUUACAACCCUAGGGACUGUACCAGCCACCCCACCUCCAGUUACAUCUCCAAUGAUUGCAGCAACAACACCUGCUUCAGGACCACAAUAUGUUAUAGCUCUGAAUAUGAAGAUCUCUACCACGCUUUCAUUGGAGAAUGAUUCUGAUACCAUCAUAACUCUGAUUAAAAACAAACUGAUUGAAAAAGGGCUGCCUUCAACCAUAACUGUUCGCCUCCUGAGUAGCAGUCAAGUGGUUGUUACAACAGCAAGGCCCUAGAGGAGCAUCGUGAAGAAGUGACUGAUCCUUGCAUGGAAAUCUGUUCCAAGAAAACAUUACUACCCAUAUUCUAUUUUAUUUUUAUUUUUAUUUCAAUCCAUCUAUCUAUUCAUUGUCUAUACUAGCAUGUCCAUGCAGGGUUGCUGGGGAUCUGGAAUCUAUCUCCAGCAGUCAUUGGGUGAAAGAUGGAGUACACCCCAGAUAGGUCCCCAGUCCAUCAGAGAGCAACACAGUAACACACAGGACAGACAACCAUGCACACACACUCUCUCAGACCAAUUAACCUAAUGGUUGUGUCUUUGGACUGUGGGAGGAAGCCGGAGUACACAGAAAGA